This is a messenger RNA of Acanthosepion pharaonis, 636 nucleotides long. The record is from the annotation of a GenBank genome assembly. Lineage: Eukaryota; Metazoa; Mollusca; Cephalopoda; Sepiida; Sepiidae.
AUGAGAGAUAACGGUCUGUCCAACAUUCAGCUCCCUAUCGACACGACACUUUUUCUUUCUAUCUAUCUAUCUAUCUAUAGAACCUGUUCAUUUCAUCUAUCUGAGAGUAGACCAUUCUGCCAUCCAUCUGGCUAUAUCUAUCUAUCUAUCCUCUAUCUAUUUAUCCAUAUCUGGGGGAAGAUCUAUCUAUUCAUUCUGUUCCCAACUAUAUCUAUCUAUCUAUCUCAUUCUGAAUGUAAUAUCUAUCUAUCUAUCUAUCUAUCUAUCUAUCUAUCUUAUUCUUCCUUCAUAUCUAUCUAUCCAUCUAUUCCAUCUAUUAUGGAUUCUAUCUAUUCUAUUCAAUCUAUCUAUCUGAUAUAUCUAUCUAUCUUUUAUUUGUUCAUUCAUCUAUCUAUCUAUUUUUCAUUCAUCUAUCUAGCUAUCUAUCUUAUUCUGGAUCGUGAUGGUAAUAUUUCUCUCCCUCUCUCUUUUUGUCUCCCUCUCUCUUUCUGUCUCCCUCCUCUUUCUUUCUUUCUUUCUUUCUUUCUUUCUUUCUUUCUUUUUUUUUUUAAGGACUAUCUAUCUAUCUAUCUAUCUAUCUAUCUAUCUAUCUAUCUAUCUAUCUAUCUAUCUAUCUCUUUAGAUUUUUUUAAUUAA